AAGAAAUUAAUCAAUGGGAGUCCAACCAAUAUCGCAUGCAGGCAACACACACACACAUGCAUUCAGAGGAGGGAGUCAGGCGUGCAUGCGUAUGCAUAUCCGCCGUUCGAACACGAAUAUUGAGUUCGGCAAAAAAGUGCAAAGUGAGGCUAGGCUGCCCCGAGACAGAGACCCGUUCGCACUGAGAGUGAGGAAAGCAAUGCGAAAGGACAGGUGCAGGCAGCCCAAAUGGUCGUGUGUAUCAUCCUGCCUGACAGAGGCGUAUCGCAUCGUCUGCAGGACCCACCUCUCUCGAUUGGUCGUGUCCGCCUUCUGUGUGCCUGGCCUGGCUGGCUGGUUGUGUGAUGUCUGUCCUUCCUGGAGGAACUCGGGUGGGAAUAUAAGAUGAGAUGUGUAGAGAAAGGGACAAACAAUCCGUCCGUGAGACACGCAGUGACGCACACGAAGGGGCGACAGCAAGAAACGAACCCCUCAUCAGGGCGCAAAAAUCCCAUCGAAAGAAAGACCCAUAUGCGGGGCGCGUCCUUGAAACCAAUAUGACGCGCCCUCUGGCUCGCUCAGGAAAGAUAUAUAGAGAAAGUGCCACACAACCCCGUGUACAAAUACGACCCUCCCUCUUCGCGCAGACACACAGACAGACACACAGACACGCAGACAGAUAUAUAGAUAUACAGGCAGCCUCAGGCAGGCAGGCACUCACUAAAAUUUCGCCCAUUCUCAUGUUGUCUGUUUGUUUUUCGCGCGUGCGAUGUCAGUAGACGAAUGGACGGCACGCACGUGUAUUGAGGGGGCGGGGGGAGGGGAGGGGCAGCGUGGGGUGAAGAUGGGUGUCGUUCAAGGGAGUUCGCUCACUGCUCAAUCAAAAGAUGAUGAGAGAUAGUAGCUGAGGUCAGUUAAGUGCCAUGAUCCAUGCAUUUCUAAUGCAUGCAUUCAUCCGUCCGUCUGUCUAUCCAUCCGUGUACACAUCACAUCCUCCCUCCCUCCCUCCAAUCCACAUGUGUAUAGGUUACACACACAUACGGCCGGCCACCCCCCACCCCAUCCACCCACUUCGCGUAUGCAUUACGGGCGUACUGACUGAGGAGAUAGAAAAACAGCCAAUGACAGACACGGGAGGGAGGGGGACCGACGGACAGCAAAAACGCGACCCUCCACAUAACAGAUCCGUACGUGUGCGCAAAAUACAUACGAGCAUGGUGCUACAUACGAUCUCUCUCUCUCUCUCUCUGGAUGCAGGCACAUCACAUGUCCAUGCGAUAUAGACGGCGGCCGAGCACGCACGUGGCCGAUCCAGCCCUCGGAGCUGGUGAGCCGAGGCGCGCGAGCUCACUUUCAUUCAUUCUCACGCUGAAUGAAUGCAGAGCACGCAACGAGGAAGAAAUGAUCACAUGCAUACCAACGUGCGUGCACAAGCAAGACAUACACACAUACAUACAUGGACAGCCACGCACGCAGGCAGGCAGGCAUGAAAGCGGGAAGGGCAUGCACCAGCCAGCCAGUCAGCCAGUCAUCCAACCAGACAUACAGACGGUAAGCAUCCAUCCAGCCAACAUCCAUCCAUACCAUGCACCCACCCACCCGAGCAAGAAUGACCAUGUCAUGACCAUCAAUCACCAUACAUACAGACGAGACAAAACUCCCCUUGAUUGCUCCUUUCUCUCUUUCCCGCCCGGAGUGAGCAUGGCAUGCACCUCUCCUUUCUACGCAGCCUCUGUCGGCUGUGUCUGCUGCUGCUGCUGCUGCUGCCUGUUGGUGGCCGACUUGAGCAUGCCGAACACUAGACGAAGCGAGCAGCCACUAGACCACUCACAACGUUACAAAUGCAGCCCUGCACGUUUGAAAGGACUGCCUGUCUGUCUGGGCUGGCCACUAGCGACAGCAUGAUUGAGACCACAACACACUGAUUGAGGCCACAGCACACAUACACCAUGAGAAACUCGAGAACACACAGCCACCGGGAACACAGACAACACACUCCGGCACGCAACAGACACAUCCGCAAAGCCAGAAGAGCCGUUCGUCUGAGUGUAGGACUUGUUGAUCUUGUUUUGAAGAAAAAGCCGACACGGCCGUCGUACUAGUACACACACGAACAACACGAACAGUACGCAAGCAACCCAGCGCCUCAGAUAGAACUGCCGCAUCAUGGUUGCGGCAGCGAGGCGAAAAAUACACUUGGGGGGGAACUUCACAGGACACCCACCACAUAAGGCAGCCACCAUAUGACCAUGGAACACGAGGAAAAUACAAAUAACCCACUCCCGGGGACGCACGCAGACACGUUAGCUAUAAAUUCGCACAUUCGAAUAAGUUGUUGGCCCUUUUCCUCCACGAGUUCCUCCACCUUCUUCAUCCACUCAUGUCGGCGAGGCAGGCCGACUAGUUGCUGCGGGACCGACUGUAGCCGUUGCACUUGCGGUGUGCCACGGUGGUGCAAUCUUUCUGGUUGCGGCUGAAGUCUAUCUGGAUGGUCGUGUGCAAGAUCUUGAAAUGAUCCUAGCAAGACACGCACACACAAGCAAGUGCUGGGUGGUCCCUACCGACGUGCUCUGGUCUCUCUGCUCACGCACCUGGCAUAUCCUGGUGGCCGUUUUGGUAAUGCGUAUGCGUCUCGCCAUGUCCUCCUGCUCGGCCACAAUGUGCACCGAGAGGACGGGCUUGCCCACCGACAGCGACCACACGUGGAGAUCGUGCAACUCGACCACGCCUAAGAAAUCAGCACACACAGACCGUUGCAUGCAGCACACGGGCAAGAAGGACGCUGGCUCGCUGCGAGGUGGGUUUCUGACCAGGAAUGAGUGUGAGGUCAUCUUGGAGGUGUUCGAGAUCGACGUUCCGAGGGGUGCCCUCCAUCAGGAUGCUCACGGCGUCGCGCAGGAUGCUGACGGUGCUCCACAGCACGAAGAAGGAGAAGAUGAAUGUGCAGAUGGGGUCAGCAAUCAGCCAGUCGGGGUUGAUCCAGAUGCACGUCCCAGCUGUCACCACACCCACACUCUGACCGAUCACACAGUCGCACAAACGCCACGCUUCGAUGACAUAUUGUUUCGACUAUCCAUCCCCAGUGGCAGGCAGGCACCUGGAGGAGGUCCCCCAGCGCAUGCAAGUACGCGGCCCGUAGGUUCAUGCUGCCCUCCUCAGCCGGGACAUCCGCCGACUGCUUUGCCUUGGUCCUGCUGCACUCAUACGGCAGCGGCGCCGGGGGCUCCUCAGCAUCAUGUGCAUGCACGUCUAUCGCGUGGUGAUGCUCGUGCUCGUGUUGGUGGUGAUGGUGAUGGUGGUGGUCAUGGUGGGCGCAAGGGCCACAUCCGAGCGUCUGUGCAUGGUCCUGGGCAUUGUGCUCAUAGUGGGCAUGGGUAUUGUGGGCAGGCUGAGAGUGGUGGGCGUCCUCAUGGCCGUGGCAAUGGCCGCAAUCGCCGCCUAAGCCGUGAUUGUGCACCUGCGACACACACAGGGAGACAGAGGGAGAGAGAGAGAUGGGUCCAGAAAUCAGUCACGCAUACAAGCGCUCGUCUGUGGCCACCUUGAGUAUUUGGGUCAUCACGACGUUCGCACCCAGGCCGACGAUAGCCACAAUAGUCAUGAUUGCACCAUCCUUUCCACCACAUAAAAGACAUCCAUCGCAUUCCUGGCGAUCGUCUACUUGGGUCCUUACGCACCACAGGUUCUGGAGCGAUGACCUUCUGGACAGCCUCAUACACCAGCCCUAUUGUGAGUCCCCAGAUGAGCAUCACAGAUGUCAAUGCUCCUAGAAUCUCCAUCCGAUGAUAUCCGAACUUCGUGCAUACAGCGCACAGACAGAUUGACAGGACACCACUCAAUGCGCGUAUGUAUGGCAUACGGGCAGUAUUCAUAGGUGAGGCACUCACCGAGAGUGUGCUGCCCCCGCUCUUCGAAGCGACCCAAAUCGCAAAGAGCCUUCAUAGAUAAACCCACCCACCCGUUGUGCACGUCGGACUCUCUCUACGUCCCACCCCUGUGUACACGCCGACUCACCCGAUUGCGUUCGCGAUCAAGUCGGUCAGCCUUCAUCAGAAAGCAUACAAACCAGAGAGAUGGCCUGCGGUCGUGGCAUCGUCUCCCUUUCUCCCCGUCUCUUUCUCUGUCUGUGUGCACAUCCACUCUGCAUACAUGUGCGUGGCGUCCGUCAUGAGAGCUAUGGAAGACGCGAGGUAACCCCCAACCACCUCCGCAACCAUGAACACCACCUGCAGUCAUAGAUCAUCAGAUCAUCAGAUCAACACAAGCACAGGGACACGUAUACCAUGAUGCAUGCGUUGUCAUGAUGCAUGUAGCCCCUACGCAGACGACGGACGCCCAGAUGAGUUUCGUCUUGACAGUGGCCUGGUUGGCGUGGUAGGCAGCCUAGUGAGCUCGAAGAAAACGCGGCGUCAGCGAGACGCUGCCGCGAGGCGUGGAUCCAGACCUGGGAGAGAACCAGAGAGCUCCGCUGUUGAAGGGAGAAUGCCACUUGGGAGACUGAACUUCAUUGCGGGCCAUGAUAUGCAUCUUCCGAAAACCAACACAGUAACGGAUGGAUGCCAGGCG
This is a messenger RNA of Vitrella brassicaformis, 4545 nucleotides long. The record is from the annotation of a GenBank genome assembly. NCBI's taxonomy places the organism in Eukaryota, Vitrellaceae.